Messenger RNA from Corylus avellana, 1205 nucleotides. RefSeq names its product wall-associated receptor kinase carboxy-terminal protein. Gene Ontology annotation, molecular function: polysaccharide binding. NCBI's taxonomy places the organism in Eukaryota, Viridiplantae, Streptophyta, Magnoliopsida, Fagales, Betulaceae. The record is from RefSeq and is a predicted model, not a curated record.
GUCAUUCGCUUUUGUUUUUUCAAACCCCUCUACUCAGAGCAAGCACAUUUUUGAUUUUGCUCUUCCCUGUUCUCCAUGAGAAGUAAAUAGCACGAAGAUGCAGUCUACACUAACCCCAUCCGCCAUAUUCAAGCUCAUUAUAACCAUAACAUUGCAGCUCCAAACACUUCCCACUCUCGCAGCUCUCUCCCUCUGCCGAAACUCCUGCGGCAGCAUUGCCAUAAAGUACCCAUUUGGCCUCGACGAUGGGUGCGGCGCGCCGCAGUUCAGGCAGAUGCUAAACUGCACCACCGACUUAUUCUUCACAACCCCCUCCGGCAUCUACAAAGUCCAAUCCAUCGACUACGACAAGAAGUCAAUGGUGAUCUAUGACCCAGCAAUGUCCACAUGCUCCAUCCUACAACCUCACCAUGACUUUCAUAUGACGCCCAUUCAGUCCAUCAUAAUACCUCCCACGUCGGACACCGUCUUCGCCUUACUAAAUUGCUCCGUCGACUCCCCCGUCCUUAACCACUACAAGAAUCUAUGCUUCAACUUUUCCGGCCACUCCUGCGACGAGCUUUAUGGGCCGUGCAAUGCGUUCCGGGUGUUCCAUUUGUUGUCCAACAGUUCUCCUCCCUGCUGUUUUACUGGGUACGAUACGGUGAAGUACAUGAGCAUGGAUAUCUUGGACUGCUCGCAUUAUACCACCGUGAUUAACACUGAUGAGUUGAAGGGAAUGGGACCGUUGGAUUGGGUGUACGGGAUCAAGCUGUCCUUCACUGUAGCGGACACUGGAUGUGAACGGUGUGCGCAGUCCGGUGGUUCUUGUGGGUUUGACACUGAGACUGAGGGGUUGGUCUGCCUUUGCUCAAGUUAUGUGAAUUCCACUAGAGAAUGUGCUGCAGGCAGUAUCACAGCUGAAGGACAGAGUCAUGGUCCUCCAAGGUUACUGUUCCAAGCACUUGUUUUGAUUCUGGGGACAUUUCUUCGCAUGAGUUUAUGAUGAUGUCUAGCUGUUAUUUGAUCUGUUUUUUUUGAGUUGGGUUGUUAUUUGUAAUGUCUUUACAGAUCGACUUCAUUAAUUAUGGAGAGCCUUUUUUGUUUGGGUUUUGCAUUCUUAAUUUCCAAGUGCCAAAGAUAGCUGCUGGAAGGGAUCAAUUCUCAUGUGCAUGAAGCUUGUGUCUACUUUUCACAUUUUUAGCCUUGUGUGUCAUACAUGGCUG